CCACGCUCCAGAGCUCAGCCUUCAGCUCCCCGGAUCCUCCCCAAAUUCUCUUGAGCUACAGGGGGCUAUGGAUGGACUGCGUUUACCUCCACUCAUCGAGGAGGCUUUGGACUCUACAGAUGACCCUUGCGAUCUGAAAGCAGACAGCAGCCCCAUCAUGGACAACGAGAUGACAACAAAGGAGAGAGGCGUCCUGGAAGAGAACAACGAGAAGGAGGAGAUGGACCAGGAGAGAGCUCAAGAGGAAGAGGAGGAGGAGGGGGAAGAGAAGAAGCUGAAGGAAGAAGGCGGUGAGGGGGAGGAGAAGAGGAAGAAGGAGCAGGAGCCGCUGACAGAGGAGCAGGAGCUGGAGGAGCUGAGGGCCCAGGUGCUGCAGCUGCUGCUGGAGCUGGAUGAUGCCAGAGAGACCUCCAACAAACACCAGGAGAGUUUCCACGAGCUGCAAGGUCUGUUGGAGGAUGAGCGUCUGGCCAGUGCCCAUCAGGCCGAAGCUUUCACACGCCAGAUCCAGAAUAUACAAGCCCAGCUGCGCUCUGUGCAGGAGGAGAUGGACAGCCUGGAGGAGGAGAAGGAGAGCGAGCUGGCCGAGGCCCAAGAGGAGCUGCGUGCCGCUCAGGAGGAGGUGAUCCUGCUCCAACAGGCGGCUGAGGAGGCAGCAGCAGAGAGGGAGAAUGACAUUGCCUCCCUGCAGGAGGAGCUGUGUCGCCGGCGGGCUGAGCUGCAGCGCCUCAGCGAGGAGACGCAGGAGUACGAGCUGGAGAUCACCACGCUGAGGGCUGAGAUCAGCAUGAAGAGCCAGCGCAGGGAGGCCGAGAGGAGAGAGGGUGACGUUGACCUGCUGAAGGAGGAGUGCCGUAUGCUGAAGGAGGAGUGUCAGACCCUGAAGGAGGACAACAGACGUCUCUCUGAGAGGCUGCAGCUGCUUCAGAGACAGAGGACAUGCUCCAGCGUCUACCUGUCACUGAAAGAAGAAGAUGUGGGGGAAGGCACAGAGGGGAAGGACAUGGAGACUGGCCCAGAUGAGGUCAUGACAGAGAGCUACAUGACCAUGGCCAAGUCUGAGAAUUGUCGCCUAGUGGAUGCCUCCAUCCAGAAGAAUAUUUCAUUUGAUGGGAAACCUAUGACACCAACCGGCUGGAAUGGAGGCGUUGGGGAGAUCUUUUCCCUCAGGGAUCAGCUCAAACAGGCGGAGGAGAAGGCCUCACAGGUUCAGAGAGAGUGUGAUGGUCUGAAGAUGGAGCUGCAGGAGUUGCAGGUACUGUAUGACAGCAGUCAGAGGGAGAGAGCAGAGCUGGAGGAGGAGCUGCAGCGCUGCAAGGCAGAGCUGGAGAAGCUGGCUGGGGGGGCUCAGAGAUUCAUCCAUCCGUCUGAGCACCCUGUUCUCUCCAUCCCCUUCAUAGGAAUGAUUGUAAUAGUGGCUGUGGUCUGGUGCUGGUUGUCGGAGCUGGCGUCCCAGAGAGUAAGAGGAGUGAGAUAGGUUGGAACUCCAUUUUGACUGUCACUGCAGCCACAGCAGUGCUACUAAUGAUGACUAGCUUGUUGAGAGCUCUCGUCCGAUGCUGAUUGGAUGGGCAACAACUGCCCAGGGACAGACGUCUGCUUCAGACCAGCCCUUGUUCUCUCUCCUGCCAUGUCCAUAGACUGAACUGGAAUUCUCUAAAUGUGAUAAAGCUGACAGCUGUGUUGUAGAAGAUGUAUGGAGAAAAAGAAAAAGUCUCUUUUGAGAAGGUACUACAUGCACACAGACUGAGAAUGAUGCAUUCAGUCUCAUUUUAGACUGAAGAGCUGCAGAGCCCCCCACGAGGACUGAUCUCACUCCACUAAAUGUAUUCUAGUGCUGUCAUUCCUCCUCUGUGUCUGUAUUAUUUCUCUCUCUCUUUCAGCUAACAAUGUGAUAAAAUGAAGGUUUUAGUUAUUAAUGUGCACAAAAUGUUUUCAAUUUAUUUAACCAUUAUUUAUUUAUUUGUUUGUUUGUUUAAAUAUUCUUCAGAUUUGUCUCUAAUAAUGACAAAGACAGAGUCUGCAUUUAAUGCACUGAAAUCCCUGAAAUGUAGAUAAUUAUGCCCGUAUUACACUUGCAGAAAGAGCAGUUUGUGUUUUUUGUUCACAAGUUGUUAAUUGUUACUCGCCCUCCAAAUAUUAACACUGUUAAUCUGCUCUUCUCGAUUGUAGAAUAUCAGUUCUUUCUAUCUCAAACACCGCCUAAAAGGAGCACAGGUAUGGCUAAUUAAGCACCCGUCCGUCCAAGUUCAGUGUCUAAGGAUAAAGUUAAACACAGCAUCUCCCACAGUGUCUCUACAGUUAUAUGCUUUACUCCAGGCUCUGUCACUUCCGCCUGCCUCUCCCCAUUGUCUUGUCUGACUCUGAAAUCAGACAACUCCCAGUUUCCCCCUUUAAUCAUCAGUUAACGAACAUGCCAGAAAGUCGAUGUUGUAUUUCUGAUUCAUCUCGCCUGCCCACAGUUCACUUUGAAACCUUACACCCACAGCUGCAUUGUUACAGUAUGGUAGUUAUGUUAUGUGCUAGUAAAGAUAUCUCAGCAACUUUGGGAGCAAAUUCUGGGAUGAAUUGAGCUUUGUAAUUGUGUGGCACCAAAAAUUUAACAGCUACUCUUACUUUCUACUCUGAUAUUUCUGUUCAGCCUUAUUUAAAUGGCUGUGUAUAAUCAUUAAAAAUUAUGGUGAUUACAGGUUGAUCCAGGUACAUAAUGUGAGAAUGUUGACUGUCAGCAUUCAUUUGUUUACUGGCAGCACACUAGACGUAAAAAACAAUAAAGGCUGCUUAUGGCGUCACUAGUUUAAACCUUUAAUGCAGCUGAAGUUAGUAAUCAGAGUUAGUUGUCUGAUGAGGGCAUUUUAGACAUUGAUAAUGUUACAAAACAUGUAAAUAGGAGGGUGUCGCAAAUUAAUUUGUCUAAGCAUCAGUUACAAAACAUAGAUAUGUAUAUGUGGAAGGACUCUGAUUAUUGUUUACAUUUGUGAAAUGAUUUUUUUGUGAAAAUAUUUUAGAACUGAAAAAGCAUGCUAAAAACAUAUAGAAGCACAAUAUAUAAUUUAUGUUAUGUUAUACUGAUUCUGUUACUUUGUAUUUCAUGUAAAUAGAUGUGACAUAUAGUACUAUGGGAGAGAUAUUUCUUAAAUCCAUUUGUACUAGCUUUGUAGAAAGUUUAUUCUAUUUUGAGAGAGCAUCGUAUAUUUGAUAGCCAAAUUAUAUGCUAUAUGUAAAUGUUUAUUUAUGGUGACGUUAUUCAGAAGAACUGCGAGCAUUGCUAAUCACUUUCAGUACCUCUAUGUUCAAAGGUGGUGUAGUCAUUGCAUGUGUUUAGAUUGCAUUUGACCUUAAUUGCCAGAACGAGCAAUAUGACUUUGGGUUUUGACAUUCACAUAAAUUUCAGAACUGUAAUGACAUCUUUUCUGAUUAUCAACAUUUGCCAUUAAACAGAACCUUGAUAAGCAAUGUCUGACCAAUGUUAUUUCUACAUAUGAACAUAACUUACUAAGGAAACAAUGUGCCGUUGGACUACAAAUUUUGUCACUGUCUACUUAAAAUGAUCAGUUUGCUAUACCAAUUUAAUUCCCGUUGACUGCAACAGCACAUAUGAAUGUUGUCUAAUUCAGGAAUUUAUUUAUCAUUAUUUCUGAGCUUAUUUCAAGAAUAGUAACUUGAUUGUAAUCUCAUAAGCUUCUAUAUUGCACUGUGUUCUCAGCCUGCUGCUUUACAUAUUGAUAUCAUUGUUGUUUUCAGCAUAGUUGUGGCUAUUUUGUUACCUGGAGGUCUAUUUUGUACUGUAAAUGAAUUGAGAAAAUAAAUAUACCC
This is a messenger RNA of Scomber scombrus (Atlantic mackerel), 3816 nucleotides long. Its product is annotated as coiled-coil domain-containing protein 136-like. The record is from RefSeq and is a predicted model, not a curated record. Gene Ontology annotation, biological process: single fertilization; acrosome assembly. The coding region runs from base 68 to 1477 and encodes 469 amino acids. The transcript is spliced from 10 exons. NCBI's taxonomy places the organism in Eukaryota, Metazoa, Chordata, Actinopteri, Scombriformes, Scombridae. Gene Ontology annotation, cellular component: acrosomal membrane.